Molecule: messenger RNA, 729 nt
Organism: Dermacentor andersoni
Lineage: Eukaryota; Metazoa; Arthropoda; Arachnida; Ixodida; Ixodidae
Source: RefSeq, a predicted model, not a curated record
AUGGCGUCGCGCAAGCGCAAGGCGCUUUCCCUCGAGGAAAAGCUGGAUGUUCUCAACGCAGUCGACAGGCAGCCAGCGCGGAAAAGAGUCGACAUCGCCAAGGAUCUUGGUCUGCCACCCUCGACGCUUAACAGCAUCGUUUCGAAGCGUGCCGAGAUACAAGGGAAUGCCGCGCUCUUCGGCCCGAAAGCUAAGCAGGCUCGUGGCGCCAAGUAUGGAAACCUCGACGAGUCGCUUCUUACUUGGUUUAAACAAGCCCGCACUGCCGGUGUUAACUUCGACGGCAGCAUUUUGCGCGAGAAGGCGAUGGAAAUAGCCGACCGACUGGGCAUCAGCGACUUUGCGGCGUCAAAUGGCUGGAUCGACCGUUUCCGGAAGAGGCACGGCAUCGCGUAUAAGACUCACUGCUUCGCGCGGUGUGGCUUUCGCAUGGAUGGCGGAGAGGAAACUGCCACGGAAGCUGAAGAGACGGAAGCAGCCUCUCCUGAUCAAGAGCUGAGUGAAGCUUUGAAUGCGCUGGGUGCCACGGGCGUCACGUAUGACGACUACGUCGCCGUGGAUGCUGCUGUCGCGACGUCCGAGUGUCGUAGUGUCGCCGAGAUCGUUGCAGACUCGGUCGCGAGUGAAGUCUCAGACUGUGGUGACGACGAGGAGCACGAGCCGUAUGAUUCCAGGGAGUUGGCGGACCCGAGCUUUGGAGAAGCAUUGCAGAUGGUGCAGAAUGCAUGA